Marmota flaviventris (yellow-bellied marmot) is the source of this 660-nucleotide messenger RNA. It is a transcript of the gene Tppp2, whose product is annotated as tubulin polymerization promoting protein family member 2. Gene Ontology annotation, molecular function: tubulin binding. Lineage: Eukaryota; Metazoa; Chordata; Mammalia; Rodentia; Sciuridae. Gene Ontology annotation, biological process: microtubule bundle formation; positive regulation of protein polymerization; microtubule polymerization. The record is from RefSeq and is a predicted model, not a curated record. Gene Ontology annotation, cellular component: microtubule.
CUCCCUUCCCCUCUUCCCUUACCCCCAAGGUUCCCCCUACUGCCCUCCCCCACCUUCAGCUGCUCAUGGCAUCAGAAGCAGAGAAAACGUUCCAGCGAUUUGCUGUCUUCGGAGAAUCAUCAAGCAGUGGCACUGAAAUGAACAACAAAAAUUUCUCUAAACUGUGCAAAGACUGUGGCAUCAUGGAUGGCAAGGAAGUCACCUCCACUGAUGUGGACAUCGUGUUCAGUAAAGUGAAGGCCAAGAAUGCCCGAACCAUCACAUUUUCAGAGUUUCAAGAGGCAAUGAAGGAGCUGGGCCAGAAGCGGUUCAAGGGGAAGAACCCAGAUGAAGCCCUGCAGGCUGUUUUUAAACUCAUGGAAGGCAAGGACCCUGCCACCACUGGAGUUACUAAGGCAACAACAGUAGGUGGAGUAGAUCGUCUGACAGACACCAGCAAGUACACCGGUACCCACAAGGAGCGCUUUGAUGAAAGUGGCAAGGGCAAGGGGAUUGCAGGACGGGAAGAAGUGACUGACAACACUGGCUAUGUGAGUGGCUACAAGGGUGCUGGCACCUAUGAUAAGAAGAAGUAGAGAAGAGCCUCAUCUUAGCCUGCCCUGACCCUUCAUCUUUAACACCAGGGAGCUUGAGAAGCAAUAAACAUCUGUGUGUGCAGCA